Suncus etruscus (white-toothed pygmy shrew) is the source of this 2508-nucleotide messenger RNA. RefSeq names its product 3-hydroxyacyl-CoA dehydratase 3 (gene HACD3). The transcript is spliced from 11 exons. Gene Ontology annotation, molecular function: 3-hydroxyacyl-CoA dehydratase activity. The record is from RefSeq and is a predicted model, not a curated record. Lineage: Eukaryota; Metazoa; Chordata; Mammalia; Eulipotyphla; Soricidae. Bases 12 to 1100 code for a protein of 362 amino acids. Gene Ontology annotation, biological process: very long-chain fatty acid biosynthetic process; sphingolipid biosynthetic process; fatty acid elongation. Gene Ontology annotation, cellular component: endoplasmic reticulum membrane.
GCCGCCCGGCCAUGGAGCCCCAGGUGCUGACGCCGCAUGUCUACUGGGCCCAGCGCCACCGCGAGCUGUACCUGCGCGUGGAGCUGAGCGACGUGCAGAACCCUGCCAUCAGCAUCGCCGACAAUGCCCUGCAUUUCAAAGCUCAGGGACAUGGUGCCAAGGGAGACAAUUUCUAUGAAUUUCACCUAGACUUUUUGGACCCUGUGAAGCCUGAGCCGGUUUAUAAAGUGACCCAGAGGCAGGUGAACAUCACUGUGCAAAAGAAGGCGAGUCAGUGGUGGGAGAGACUCACCAAGCAGGAGAAGCGCCCACUGUUUUUGGCACCUGACUUUGAUCGCUGGCUGGACGAGUCUGAUGCAGAAAUGGAGCUUAGAGCCAAGGAGGAAGAACAUCUGAAUCGACUCCGACUGGAACAGGAAGGCUCCCCUGAAUCCCUGGCAAACCUGAGGAAAGGGUAUCUGUUCAUGUAUAAUCUCGUGCAGUUCUUGGGCUACUCCUGGAUGUUUGUCAACAUGACCGUGCGGUACUUAAUCUUUGGAAAAGAGUCCUUCUAUGACACAUUCCAUAGUAUUGCUGACAUGAUGUACUUUUGCCAGAUGCUAUCACUUGUAGAAACCAUCAAUGCCGCAGUUGGAGUCACAAGGUCUCCUGUGCUACCUUCUCUCAUCCAGCUUCUUGGAAGAAAUUUUAUUUUGUUUUUUAUCAUCGGCACCAUGGAAGAAAUGCAGAACAAAGCUGUGGUUUUCUUUGUGUUCUAUGCGUGGAGUGCGAUUGAAAUUUUCAGGUAUCCUUUCUACAUGCUCACCUGCAUUGACAUGGAUUGGAAGGUGCUCACAUGGCUCCGUUACACAGUGUGGAUCCCCUUAUAUCCCUUGGGAUGCUUGGCAGAAGCUGUUACAGUGAUCCAGUCAAUCCCAGUAUUCAAUGAAUCAGGAAGAUUCAGCUUCACACUUCCAUAUCCAAUAAACUUCAAAGUCAGAUUUUCCUUUUUUCUUCAGAUUUACCUUAUAUUGUUAUUCUUAGGACUAUACGUAAAUUUUCGUCACCUUUACAAACAGCGCAGGCGGCGGUAUGGGCACAAGAAGAAAAAGAUUCAUUAAGAGAGAGAUAAAAAUGACUUCUUGCCAGUUUGAGCCUAAUCUAUAAUUCUUACGAUUUUACCUUGUUGUACUGAUGUAAGUUUUUUUAAUGUUCAGUGGAUAAACUUUCAGUGAGGCUGUCGUCCCUUUCCCCUGGUAACAUUCCUGAAUUUACGGUAUUACCUUAGCAUAGCCCUUGCAUGCCAUGGAGAUCCGACAGCUGAUGACAGCUUCAAUCUCGUGUAUGUUAGUGACAGACUCGAUGGCGGAAGACUCAGUCCCAACCCACCCAUACCGUGAGUCAAUGUGCUUUGCCCGUGUCCUUAUCCUGCCAAGUACAGACCAUUCUGAUUGAUAGUUCAGGUUUGUUCUUUCCAGCUUUUGUUUAUGGAGAAAAAAAAAAAAGACUAUAUUGCUAUAUUGGUUUAUAGGGCACAAAUGACUCAGGCCCUGAAAUGUUCUGUUCCAGCUGGAUAUUUGGUAGAUGUAAUGGCACUGAUUAUUUUUUUGAAAAUCAAGUUUCUCAGUCACUAAUGAAGCAUUUCUGAGUCUGGGUGGGGCUAGAGAAGAUGCAUUAUCUCUGACAUCUUUUGGCUUCUUUAACGUCAGAGCUUACCUGUCUAUGUAGGCAGUGAGAAACACAGUGAUUUCAGAGAAACAAGUCAGAACCUUGGAACACCACAAUCACUUUAUUCCUAGCUAAAUCAGCAGCAUCCUCAACACUAAUUCAUGUGAGAUGUUAUUUAGAAAGCAGUGAGAGCCCACGUUUAUAUCUGUCACAGUGAGUGGUAGAACUGUCUGUUUUUUGAAUAGAACUCGAGACUUUGCACUGCUACUUCUUGUCUGCAGGAGGAUAGUGAAAACAGGGCUUUAGCUAGAGAACCGGCAGCUGCAAAGAUUCCUCACAGGGAUCCCAUCAGAGGGGAAUUGAAAGACUCUAGAUGUUUUGAAAUUUGGUUUAAAAAAACAGACAACCAAACCCCAUCAAUUUCCUUUAGUACAUUCCAAGUAAAUGCAGAUAUUAGAAAUAAGAUGUGUGUAAAAUAAUUUUAUGGCAUUCCAGCUCUUUCUGUUGUGUCAUUUCCACUGUUCCUGGGGAAAGGGACUCGAUGAGUGAAGCCAUUUUUCUGAGGCCACGUUGGAAAUUUGGUUUGACCUAACGCGAUUAGCAUAGGCUGGCUGAUUUUUUUUGUUUUUGUUUUUAUUCAUUGCACUGAAGGAUAUUCUGCAUGUCUGUAACUUAUGUCAGCACCUGUUUGUAUUAACUUCUCAUGUGCAUUCAGCUGUGUGAAACUGGGCAGGUCAGCUUUGCAGUAAAUUAUGCUGCAGAAAUUUGUAGUUGUUGAUUGUUAUAAAACCAUUAUUUGCUAUCUGAGGAAGCAAAAAAGACUGUAUUUCUAUUAAAUAUUUACAAUCAAAAUCCUAAUAA